GUUCGUCAUGCAUUUUUAUAUACUCCAUAAAAUCUAUAUAAGUUCACUAAUGGCCCAACUUUCAAAGCUCAAUUACCCUAAAAUUUAAUCCCUUACACCUGACGAAGAACCCGGACAAAAAAGAAAAUGUCUAAACUAAACCACGCAAAGAUCAUCCUCCGCCGCUCCAGCGAACGCGGCUACGCCGAACACGGCGGCUGGCUCAAAACCCACCACACCUUCAGCUUCGCCGACUACUUCGACCACCGAUUCCAGCAUUUUGGCUGUCUCCGCGUCCUCAACGAAGACCGUGUCUCCCCGCGCAAUGGCUUCCCCACGCACCGACAUCGAGAUGCCGAAAUCUUCAGCUACAUCCUCAGUGGCGAGCUCACGCACCGGGAUAGUAUGAUCCAACGAGGCAAGGAAGGCGUCCAGGGCAAGGACUUCUAUCGAAUGACACGGGGCGACGUACAAUUUACUACCGGAGGGAGCGGAAUCGCUCACUCUGAACAAAACGAACAUACCUCGAAACCAGUCCACUUCCUCCAAAUCUGGGUCCUGCCGUGGAAAUCCUCCCUCAAACCCCAAUAUCACACCAUGAGUUUCUCCGACAACGCAAAGCGCCAGUCUUUCGUCCCUCUUAUCUCGCCCCUGGCUGCUGGGCCAGAGGCUACCCCUGCCCAAGAGGAAGCGGCCGUGCCUGCCAUCCCCGGGACGAUUCCCAUCCAUGCGGACUUCGUCAUGGGGGCGGGGAUCAUCGAGCCUGGGAAGACGUUCACGUGGGCUGUUGGGGGGAAGGAUGGGGCGGUGCAGUCGACACGGAAGCGGAAUGUGUAUGUUCAUUUGCCGGCGAGUAAGAAGGGGGGAGCUAGAAUUCGGCUGGAUGGGAGGGAAGAUAGAGUGUUGGAGGAGGGGGAUGGGGCGUUUGUGGAGGGGGUGAAUGUUGGGGAUGUGAUUGGGGUGGAGAGUUUGGGGGAGGUGGAGGCGGAGGUGGUUGUUUUGGAUAGUAAUUAAGCGGUUUUUUUUCUCUUUUUCCCUUUUACCCCUUUUUUCUUUCUUUUUUUUGGAGUUUUUGCGUUUGAUUUUUCUUUUUCUAUCUCCACUCCUUUCUUGCUUUCGUGUUGCUUGGUGUUGGGGUUGGUUCGUUUCGAUGUGGUGUAUUCUCGGCUUUUCUUUUCUCUGUCAGUUGUAAAUACCAAAAUAUGGAAGUGGGUAUCUUGAUAGACUGUACUCGGGGAUUUGAUCUAUUUUUCAUUCUAGACCGGCCCACUUUCCGAUGGAUCUGGUUUGAGCGAGACCUUCGGCAUGCCGAGCUCGAUCCGAGAGACAACAAAGGUCGGUUGAUAUAGUCUUGUUCUCGAAGCUUCUUGCAAUGGAGGAAUACGCAACGCUAUCCUUAGAUUGAGUCACAUGUCGCUCACGUGAAGAUUGGCUGUAUGCAAAUUUGGCAACGAAAAUUGACAGAUCUAUCUAGAUUAAUACAAUAUA
Messenger RNA from Aspergillus alliaceus, 1467 nucleotides. RefSeq names its product pirin family protein. Bases 127 to 993 code for a protein of 288 amino acids. The record is from RefSeq and is a predicted model, not a curated record. NCBI's taxonomy places the organism in Eukaryota, Fungi, Ascomycota, Eurotiomycetes, Eurotiales, Aspergillaceae. The transcript has 2 exons.